UCAAAAUUGUGUUGCAACUUCUCUCUCCGGGGGACAGCGCAGUUUGAGGAAACCAGCACCAGUGAAGUUUUCAGUGACUCUAAGCAGUGCCAUCUGUGCUUGUUAUCUUUCAAAAUACUUCUUUUUCCUCUGCCCUUCAGGAGAUUAUCAUAUCCUGCAGUUCAGUCUCUGGAGCUUUGUUGAUUUAUCUUCCUCCUCAAGCAAAAUAAGCAGUGAUUCCUGCAUUUCUGAAGAAGACCUCAGGAUCCAGACUCCUGGAGAUUUUCAGCAAGGCUCAGCCACACCUGAAGAGAUGGGGAGUGAGUAUAAGAAAAUUAUUCUGCUGAAAGGAUUACAGCCCAUAGACAACUACCAGUUUAGCAUGGUUAAGUCCCUACUGGCCUGUGAUUUGAGACUGACUACAAAAAUGCAAGAAGAAUAUAACAAGGUCAAGAUUGCUGACCUAAUGGAAAAGAAGUUCCGGGGGUCUCUCUGUGUGGACAAGCUAAUAGAUCUAUUCAAGGACAUGGAAGGACUUGGAGACAUUGUUAAAACUCUUAAAAAUGAGAAGAAAAAAGUUAUGAGGCAAUGCAGAGUAAAAGGAAAAGUGCCCAUGAAGACAAGAAAGCAGGAUGCAUCCAGUACUGACGAAUCCACAUCUACCAUGAAUGAAGAUUUGGUAUCAGUCCAUGACAUACCCAUGUCCAAGAAAAAGAAAAUCAAAACCAUACAGAAUGAUGAAUCCAAGAGGACCCAGCCAACCCAGGGACAGAGUCAGCUUCCAGGACCUUCUGUAACCAGUACACAGUCAACAUGCAGCAACCCUCAGACUCCUCAGAUGCCUCCACCAACCCCAGGCAGCAGUUCUUCAACCAAGAAAAAGAAAAUCAAAACCAUACAGAAUGAUGAAUCCAAGAGGACCCAGCCAACCCAAGAACAGAGUCAGCUUCCAGGACCUUCUGUAAUCAGAACACAGUCAACGUGCAGCAACCCUCAGACUCCUCAGAUGCCUCCACCAACCCCAGGCAGCAGUUCCUCAACCAAGAAAAAGAAAAUCAAAACCAUACAAAAUGAUGAAUCCAAGAGGACCCAGCCAACCCAGGGACAGACUCAGCUUCCAGGACCUUCUGUAACCAGUACACAGUCAACGUGCAGCAACCCUCAGACUCCUCAGAUGCCUCCACCAACCCCAGGCAGCAGUUCCUCAACCAAGAAACCAAGAUUGAAGGCUGUACCUAGAGAAGCUUCCAUAGAAGAGGGUUUUCAGAAGGGCCCCAAGGAAGUGAUGGUGCUGAAAGCAACAGAACCAUUUGCAUAUGAUCUCAUGGAAGCAGAGAGAAAGAUGUUCCAUGCCACUGUGGCUACUGAGAGCCAAUUCUUCCAAGUGAAGGUUUUUCAUGUCAGCCUGAAGGAGAAGUUCAUCCCAAAGAAAGUCAUCGCCAUAUCAGAUUACUAUGGUCGCAAUGGGUUCCUGGAGUUGUAUGAUGCCACUUGUGUGUCUGAUGUCAAUGCUGACCGAAAGAUGGAAAUCUCAAGCAGACUGAUCCAAAAUGCAAAUGCAACUCCUAAAAUCAAUAAUCUUUACUCACAGGAGCCAGGAACAUUUGUGAGUGGGAUAUAUCAGGUGCAUAAGAAAAAAGUGUUGAAUGAACACAUCAUUUUGUAUGAAAUACAAGAUAAUACAGGGAAGAUGGAGGUCUUGGUGUAUGGACGACUUACCAAAGUCAACUGUGAGGAAGGUGAUAAACUCAAACUCAUCUGCUUUGAACUAAGUGCGGAUCCGAGACAGCUGAGAUCUGUAAUUCACAGUUUCAUCAAGGUCAUCAAGUCCAGGAAAAACAAAAAACAACCACUUAAUCCUGAUUCACAUAUGGAAAACCUCACUAUAACACCCUUCUAAAAACCUGGAUGCCAUUAACAAUGAUGUCUGUGGAGACAGUGAAGGAACAUAGAAGUACUGAGUCCAGCUUCUUCAUCUGCAAUGAAAAAAGUGAAGUUUAGAGAGAUUGAGAGAAGUCGUCAAGAUCAUAGCAUCCCUCAGCUAGUUCGGGAAUGUAUUUGAUGCUGAGAUGUCACCGACUGCUAAAACUUCCUCCAAAUCAGACUUGAUUUAUGGACCUUCAGGAUUAAGAAGGCUUCACACAGAAAUGAUUUGUAUCCUGAGCUACAUACUCAUAGUCUUUAUGUUCUUACUCUUAUUGCUUCAGAUUCGUAUUACUUUAUACAAACUUUCUGUAAUUGACUAUUCUAUAGGAUGCAGAUAACGGUGAUUAAGAGUUAAAGAAUGAGCUCUUGCAGUGACCUGUCCAAUCCGUGUUCUGACUCUCCUUACUGAUGUAAUGAUUCCCUCUGGAACUUACUGCUUCCAAGCAUACUGUGUCUCUAAAGGAGAUAAACAGGAUAUGGCCCCCCACCCAAAAGAAUUGGGGUCUUUGAUUUUGUGUUCAUCUAAAUAGCUUCAUCCUCUAAUGCCAUGGACCUGCUCUAUCUUCUAUUUUUGCACUUUGCCCCCUUUGGAGUUUCUCCUCUCCCCCAGCAUGAAGUAGGUGAGAAGCUAGAAGUUCCCCUAGAUUUGAAGUGUGGGAUCCAAGAGAAAUUCACAGCUCAGAGGUGCUAUCUACCAUCACAAACUCCUCAUUGCUAUAGUUGUACCAAGUGGUCUUAAGGUAUGCAGGAGGCAGAGAAAUAUCUCCAAGUAUCUCGAAGUAUCACCGUACGGCUCUGAUGAGAAGAUGUACAUCCAAACUAAAUGCCUCAUUUUCUUCAUUUGUAAAAAUAGAGCUAAUAAUGGUGAAAACAUAAUAGUUAUUAUCUGUGGUGGCCAUUAAACAAGGCAUCUCUACAAAGCACUUAACAAUUAGCUAGCCUGUAAUAUUUAGUAAAGAAAGCUAUUACACUGCUGUUUUUAACUUGCAUUUCCUAUUUAACGGUAUGUGUUAUAAAUCUUUAUGUGUCAGAACAUAGUCAUAAACUGUAGUCAUAUUCAAUAACAAAUUUAUCAUGACUAUUUUAA
This is a messenger RNA of Leptonychotes weddellii (Weddell seal), 2992 nucleotides long. The record is from RefSeq and is a predicted model, not a curated record. NCBI's taxonomy places the organism in Eukaryota, Metazoa, Chordata, Mammalia, Carnivora, Phocidae.